CGAUCAGUUAGGCAGGACGUCUGCGAGAGCCACCCCCAUUGCGCAAGUCGCGGCACUUACGAAAACUUGCACCACUCGAAUAUUUGUCACAGUUGGUGAUUCCGAAUUCUCUAAAGUGCAUACUGACUGAACGUUUUUAAAGUGAAUAAAACUUUGAUAAUUUUACCCUUUUGUGUUAGGAAUUAGUUUCUUUAACUGUGGGUGUUAAUUAACAUCAGCAAAUGAAAGUGACGCAUUGAAACAAUGAACAUUAGUAGAUGAUCAAAUCAUAGUAGCAGAAGGAACGGCGCAAUAGCUCAAAUGUUAAAUAGACGAGAUGCAUGUCAGUUGACAAAAACCAACACCGCCGGCUGAAGUGUGAUGACAAGUCUGAAGCUAAACAGCUGAACAAUCUAUGAUCUAAAUGCCUUAUUCAAGAGGCCCGCGCGCUGCCGCAGGCGCCGAGCAUGUUCGACUCGACCAAGGGCGCACUGCUCGUUGCGCCAUCUCUUUCUAACAGCUCGUGUUGGAUCAACGGCAGAGGCUGGCCUUCCACGUUCCCGGCACCUUCGGAUAUUUUGAAAGCGUUCUUCAUAUUCGCGUUGUCUAUGGCAAUCGUGUUUGGCAAUCUAGUUUUGAUUUGCGUGCUGAAUAACAGGAGGUACAUCAAGUAUAUCGAUAAUCAGCCAAGAUAUCUCCUAACGUCGCUUGCUCUCAACGACUUAUUCACUGGAAUCUUGAUAGCUCCAGUGGCGCUUCUGCCAGCCCUCUACAAGUGUUGGCCCUACGGCGAGAUAUUCUGUCAGAUACAGGCACUAUUACGAGGAGCAGUGAGUCAACAAAGUGCGGUGAUAUUAGUCUGUAUGGCGAUAGACAGAUAUUUGUAUUUGCUUCACCCAAAUACUUACCAUAAACAUUCAAGUAAAAAGGGUUGUGUGCUAGUAAUAAGCAUAACUUGGAUUUUGUCAGUAUCUCUCUUCGCAAUAAUGGUGCUGCCCAGGUCGGGAUACUACUUCAACUCUACGGGGUUAAUGGCGUGUGAUGUUUUUCAUAGCAGAGUCGCUUUCAGGAUCCUUUCGUGCUGCGCUUAUUAUUUUCCGACUACCAUGGCACUUAUGUAUUGUUACGGAUCAGGGUUUCACGUAAGUAAGAACAGAAGCAAAUGCGACUUGGAGCCAAUGAGACCCAACUGUGUGCCCGUAACAUGUGCUAAGACUUCGCAUGGAGAACACGAUAUUGUGCAACAGAUACAAGCUCCAGUAAGGCCUCACAGUGUAAGCACUUCUCGAACUAUGGCGGCGAUGUCACUCGGCUUCAUAGUCAUGGUCACACCAGCAACCAUACAAGAAGUUGUAGCGGCUUGUACGGGGUGUAAGGUGCCGCCUUCAUUAGAUUUCAUCGUAACGUGGCUAGCACUAAGCAACAGUUUCUGGAAUCCAUUCCUUUAUUGGCUUCUCAACAGCCACUUCAGGAGGAUAAGCAACGAACUCCUACAAUAUUAUAUGUGCUGUCGAAAACCAAAAUCAUUUCACAGUUACGAAAAACCGACCGGCUGCUGCGGGUCUCCCGUAACUUCAGAUGGUAUGCAUUCCAAAGGUGAAUUUGAUGGACUCGGUGAAAAAUAUUGGGGCGAAAUUCUAGAACGCACAGUAUCAUCCACGUCGCUACAUGCAAUACAAAAAACUUGUCAUAGAGACCCUCUCAGAUGUACAGGGUCUUUCAAAGGCUGUCCAAGUGGUAUAUGUAAGCAAGAAUCGAGAUUUUUUGAUGGCUAUGGACCCACAGAUUAUAGGCAUCUCGACCGUUCUGCCUUCCAAAUAGAAUCGUGUUCAAGGCAAUGCAGACUGAAAAACUCUGACUUCUGUCUGUUCAGACCCAGUCCGGGUCUCGAAUGUGGACGCUCGCGUUCCAACUUAAGCUUGGACGAGGGCAAUUUCAAUAAAACUUGUAACGCGAGACAUCCGGAAUUGUGAGAGUUCCGAAACUGUCCGGUUUUCGGGCAUAGAAGCAAUAGUAUAGGUAUGUAUCCAGGUGUAGAACACUUUAAUUCAAACAUCAAAUGGAAAUUUGAUGAUUCGCCUGGUGUGGUUGAUGAUAUGCACACCUUAGAACAUAAUCUCGACAGAAUUCGAAGUCUCAGCCACGAAAGAAACUUCAACGGUUACGGCUUAAAAGAUAACGAUAAUUUAUUAGAAGUUGAAGUGAACGAUAUAGUCGAAGAUGACUCUGAUGAAAAUAAAGACUAUAAUGGUAGUGCUCGUGAAAGCUGUGAAGAAAAAAGUGAAUAUAGCGGUACACAUAAAUUUUCUCGUAACUCCUCGCUGUCCAAUAGAGAAUUGGAUGUAAUCAAAGAAAGCUCAAGAAGUUCUAGUGAUACAGAAGUGACAUUGACGCGAUGACUUCCGAAGGUGACUUUUGACAAAGCAGUGAACGUUGUUCAUUUGGAGUUAUCUCCGGAACAAAGAUAUCAUUGUAAUCAAAAGUGUGUAAUGACAGACGUAAGAAAUCCGUAGUUGUUUGACGGGUAGAUAGACGAACACUAGAUUUAAGUGUAUGUGGACCAGUAGAUUCAGGUCUAAUUUUGUAAACUAUUCCAUAUUAGUUUCGAUAUUUAUUAUGCAUUUUAGAGAAGUUAAUAAAGCAUGAGAAGUGUGCCAAAUAUUAUAUAAACCUAAGUAAUUUAUGAGAUGAGUCAAGUUUGACGAUUAAAUGAAGGGAAUUUGACUACAUUGUAGUCUUUACCAGUCGUGGUCGUAAAUAAUGAUGCAGUUGUUUAAGUAGUAAUUUUGUAUGUUUUGUAAUAGCUUUAAAAUAACCCAAACAAUAUUUCAAACUUGAUUUUUUAGAUCUAUGAAAAGUUUCUCCUUUCAAAUAAAUCUUGUUUUUAUCAAAGUAUUUAAUUUAUAAUUAAUAAGUACACCUUCUUGAUAAAAUAAAAUUUUGUUGUAUGUUUAAACUAUAAUAGACCUCUAUCAUGAUACAUUUACUUUAAUUGUUCCAUAUGUGUAUAAUAAUAACAUAAGACUGUCUCAAGUUUUCUUAAGAAUAUUUGAAAUCGCACAAUACAUUACUUUUCUUCUAUAUAAUAAUAACAAAUUGUUGAUGUCUACCUUAAUGUUAAUGCAGCAAAAAUGAGAGAAA
Chilo suppressalis (striped riceborer) is the source of this 3120-nucleotide messenger RNA. The record is from the annotation of a GenBank genome assembly. NCBI's taxonomy places the organism in Eukaryota, Metazoa, Arthropoda, Insecta, Lepidoptera, Crambidae.